AUGAUUCCUGCCACUGCUGCACCGCCACAUUCAAACAAUACACUGGAUCGCAUUGCAUUCUGUAAGAGUGUUCGCGAAAAACGCAAACAACUCCAGCUAAAUCAUUACACUAAUGGAAAGGAUAAUGUAAGUUCUUCAACUGAGAAUGCAUUUCUUACUCAAAUGCUUCAAUCAUCUUCUAAUUCUGCGACAUCCUCACCGAAUUCAUCGUCAUUGAAUGUUCCACCAUUUUUACGCAAAGGAAAUAUUUCAUCGUCGUCUCUAUCAUCGUCUCAUCGAACAGCUACAAGUACACUGACAAAUAUUUUACCGGCUCUACUCAAUGGUACAUUACAAUCGCCACGUGAAAACUCACCAUCUGGUACAUUAACAAAUCUUGCAGCUUUGAAUUCUCCAACAAGUACAAAUACAACAGAUACUCUUGUUGAUAUGAAAUAUUCCGCAUCACUACCUGUUUCACCUGCUGCUCCUGCAUUUAAUAAUAAGAAUAAUAAUAGUCUACGUCAUUCACCAAAUCAUGAUGUUCGAAUUCCAACAAACUAUUCGCCACCUCGUUGUCGAUCUUAUCCAAUGACUGAUAUGACACAAAGAACAUCUCCUUCGAUAUCUUCUAUUUCACCAUCAGAAAAAUGCAUGUCUAUGAAUCGUUCGUUUCCUUCGCCAACAUCUUGUUUACUUGCUCCAUCUUCAUCCUGUCCUUUAUUGGCGACUAUGAACACAACGAUGGCAAGCACAAUCAUGUCGUCAACAUCUCCAUCACUUGAUGAUAUGGCACCGAAAAUUGUUCGAUCAGCUUCAGUGAAAUCAUGCGCAUCGGAUUCUGGUGUUUCAUCAUCAAGUCCAUUGUCAGAUAAUAAUAUUGUCCAUGUAUUUCGAACAAAUCAAAACGAGACAAACCACCAACCACAAAUUUCAAAUGGUAGUCGAAAACGUAAAUCACUUGCUCAUUUCUAUGAUGAACUCGAUAAAGAUAAAAAAUUCUCAAGUGAAGCAACGGUUACAUCAGGUUUUUCUAUGCCAACACCAGCAACAAACAAUAACAUUCCAUAUAGCCAGCAAGAAGCACUUGCUAUUGGUUAUGCUCAAUAUGCUCUUAUGCAUACGCUCACACAACAGUUUCGUGUUAAUUAUCCAGCUGCACUUUUACAUGCAGCAUCAGGUUAUCUACCAUUAACAUCACCUAUGAUGGCUGCUGCUGCGGCUGCUGUAGCUGCAGCUGCUUCAGUUAAUAAUUCCAAUACAAAUGGACAUAAAUCAUCAUCAUCAUCAGCAGAAAAAUUUCGUGAACGUCGAAAACCACAACAACAACCAGAAAGCGAUAACAAUAAUAAUCAUAUUCAAUCAAAUUCAUCUUUAAAUGAUCAACCGUAUCGUCGAGAAACCUAUCAAACAUUACUUGAAAGUAGUCGUCUAUUAGGACAACAUCAACAACAAAAAUUACUUAAACCUGUACCCAUUGAUUUACGUAAGAAUAAUGGAACAAAUCGAACAAUAGAUAAUAGUCCUAUUCAAUCGAAUUAUCGUUAUUCAUCUUCAUCAUCAUCAGCGUCACCACCAAGUUCACCGCAUUGUUUAAGUCCACCGAAAUCAAUUACCAUUGAUCCAAAUAAUGAUUUUGUUUGUAUACCAAAAAAAUUAAUGCCUGUUAUUGGUGCACGUAUCAAUGAUUGGCUUGAACGUAAUGUUAACUUUGCACUAUCUCUUUCUGUUAUACAAGAUACACUUGAAAAUGAUAAAGAUAAAUAUUUAAUUUUUUCACGUGUAUGGCAUCGUCUAUUACUAACAAGUAUGAUUGAAAAUAGUUUCGAAAUUUACGUUACAAAAGAUUUACAAAUAACAAAUGAUUUACUAUCAUCGCUAUCAACGUCACCGUCAACAACUAUUAUACAUCCAACGGAAAAUGAUGUUAAACAAAUUGAAUCAUUAAUAAAUCGUGGUAAAACAUUAGAAAUUGAUGAAAUUGGCUUUAAUCUUAUACGUGAAAUGAUUAUUUAUAAAGAGGGUAAAACAUUAUUUAAUAACUUAUCUGGAAGUUUAUUUGAAAAAGCUGAAUGUCAAACGCAAACGAAACUAAUGAAAUGGUGUUCAACGCGUGUUAAAUAUUCAAAAGUCGUGUUCUUUCUAUGUAAUAUAUAUCAAGUUAAAGAAGACAUAUUCGAAAGAUUAUUCUGUGCUGGUUCAAUGCAUCAAAGUACACCUAUUCAUAUACACCUUCAGAGACUUUUACAGUCAUCGAAUUCGAUGGAUAUUUAA
Molecule: messenger RNA, 2253 nt
Organism: Rotaria socialis
Lineage: Eukaryota; Metazoa; Rotifera; Eurotatoria; Philodinida; Philodinidae
Source: the annotation of a GenBank genome assembly